Papilio polytes (common Mormon) is the source of this 1894-nucleotide messenger RNA. RefSeq lists its product as uncharacterized. Gene Ontology annotation, cellular component: proton-transporting V-type ATPase complex. NCBI's taxonomy places the organism in Eukaryota, Metazoa, Arthropoda, Insecta, Lepidoptera, Papilionidae. The record is from RefSeq and is a predicted model, not a curated record. The transcript is spliced from 5 exons. Bases 51 to 1313 code for a protein of 420 amino acids.
UCAGUUGUCAGAAGGCCGUUUUUUUUAAAAUAACUGAAUAAAUAAGGAAAAUGCAUUUGCAUAUUUUAAUAUUAAUAUUCUUCCUAAGAACAACUAAAGGAGAUGGCAUACUUCCUGUAUUUAUGUUAGAUUUUGAUAGAGUUCUGACUCACGUGAAGGUAGAACCUAACCCGCUCGUGAAAAUAUCUACUGAAUUUUUCUUAGAUCUCCUACAAGAUUCGAAGAAGAGCAGCAAAGUGGUCGUCAUAUUUAUUGAAGAAUUGUUAUGUAACGAGGAUAUAAGCUCUAAAGAUAUUAAGGGUACGCCAUAUCGUAAUAUGCAUGAUGAAUUAUUGUCCGAACGUGUGAAAUACUUCCCCGCGGUCUAUAACCCAUAUAAAGCACUAAAGCAGAUUUUCGCAAAUCACAAUAAAAACGUAUUCCACGUUGGUGAUAUGGAUAAGUUGAAGAUGUAUGAAGCUCGUAAUGGCCACUAUUACAUAUAUUUCGAGGAUAAUUUUAAUGAAACAAGAAUAGAUACAUUAAGGAGACACGAUUUGAUUGUAAAAGAAAUCUAUAAUGCUGUGAGAAAUUUCGCUACGGGACCAGUGAUCGGCUUUUAUACUGGCAAAAGUAAUCCUAUAAUUCUUAAAAAAUAUAAAGUACUACCUAAAAAACGUAAAUUAAUCUCUAUGGAUGGUGGCGUUUCUGUUGAGAGCAGGGACGCUUUAUUUCGCUUUGUUGGUGUUUACUCUUCGAGCGCGAAGCGUCAAUCAAGGUUCAGUCAUCCGCCUGUAGUGGCGGACGAGAGACUAUCGAGGCGACAUCUGUCGACUAAAGUAGCAUACACCGAUUUUGAAUUGGAAUUUAACUUCUCAUUCAAAAAGGACGGAUGGGUUAUUGAUGACGUGGCUCUACUGGAAGGCGGAGAAGAAGUGGGGCGUACACGAAUGGGUGCUGGUGCCCCUUGGGAGAAUUCCUACGUAUGCGGGGAGCCCCUUGUAAUAAUAAACUUGAGGGAUGGCAGCGCUGUCACCAUAUCACAUUAUCAGAUCCAAGCAUUCCGACGUCACGAUCGAUCAUACGACGACAUGAUUUACCCUGAAUGGGAUUACCUGAGAGCUAGCACUAAUAACACCUGUAAGGGGUUCGGGCCCGGCGUGAACUGCGGGCCGUACUUUACUUCGACCAUAAUCGCCUGUAUGUUUGUGACUUCGGUGUGUUUCGGCAUAUUGCUAGUCGGUGUGAUAGCGCUUAUGAACUGCGUCACCAAUGACAGAUAUGACGACGCGCAAGGCAAGCAGCUGUCGGUCAGCGCGGAGGCAGGAGGUUAAAGAAUACUGGCUUUUGCACGCGACUUCGUCCACACAGAAUUAUGGAAAUGGUUUUAUGUUACUCGGUGAUAAUUUAGCUUUCUAAUAGGGAAAGAAUUUUUGCAAUCGGCUAAGUAGUUUUUGAGUUAUUCUAAUACAAAAAUACAAAUCUUUUAAACAUUAGUGUUGACUUAUGUCGCUAGUUUCGCACGAGAGUAGAGUAUUUUUCGAAUGAAAGCCUAAACUCCUCUCUACGGAAUGUCUUAAAUGUUUUGAAAAUUGUGAGAUAAAGUGAAGCGAUAAUUUGAAAUAAAGAUACCCUUUCUUUUAGUUAUGUAAGAAUGUAUUUUAUCAGACAUAUUUUGGUGUUUACCGGUUUUGGCGUAAUUUGUAGUUUGUCUAUGGUUUCGAUUGGAAACGUGAAUGAGUGCUGACUAACCUCAUGAAAAUUCACUAAUGUCAAGAGAAUUUAUAUUUUUAUAUGCCACAAAUAACUGAAAAACUACUAGUCCGAUUUAAGCUUAUUUCCUGUUAGAAUUUAUAAUUCCAAUAAGACAGCUGGUUUAUAAUAAACGCUGUUAGUAUUAAAAACUUGUACUAAA